Molecule: messenger RNA, 975 nt
Organism: Carya illinoinensis
Lineage: Eukaryota; Viridiplantae; Streptophyta; Magnoliopsida; Fagales; Juglandaceae
Product: glutathione S-transferase T3-like
Exons: 2
Coding region: 1-975 (324 amino acids)
Source: RefSeq, a predicted model, not a curated record
AUGGAGGAACAUUUUUAUGAUGACCCCUUCUUCACCACUCUAUUGCAAAGUGGAGGAGGAGGUUGUAAUAGCACCCCAACGCAACAUGAUAAUGUUGUAGUCCAAGCAACUCCAAAUGACAGUGAAAAGAGGCACACAUCAAAAAAAGUUCAACGUGGUGCAUCCUUCACUGUUGAAGAGGAUAACCUCCUCGUCUCAGCUUGGCUCAAUAUUAGCAUCGAUGCGAUAAGGGGUACUGAUCAAAAGUCCACGCAAAUGUGGGAAAGAAUUACCACAUUUUAUCAUGAAUAUAAAAAACCGAACAUUGCCAAUCGUUCGGAAGGGUCAUUGAUGAAUCGGUGGUCCAUGAUUCAAAAAUUGACAAAUAAAUUUUGUGCAUAUAUAGCACAGGUAGAGUCAUUGCACCCAAGUGGUGCAACGGAGCAAGACAAGAUUGAGAAGGCGAAGGUGUUGUACAAAGAGUUGGUAGGGACCAAUUUCACAAUGGAGCACUGUUGGUGUCUUUUAAGACACCAACCAAAAUGGCAGCAACACAUCUCCACCCUUGGUAAGAAGAGAAGAUCACCUGAAAAAGUGUCCAAUGUUAUUGAUAUUGACCAAGCUGAGGAGGACAUAGAGGUUUUUGCUGAGAGACCUCCAGGCAAAAAAACUGAGAAAGAAAGGGAGAGGAAGCGGAAGUCCAUGGAAGGCAAUGAUGGUGAGAUCAAGACCGCAUUGGCUAAAAUGACCGAGGAUCGAGCAACGACCAUGGAAGAGCGUAGAUCUGCAAACCUGAAGGCAUCCUUAGAAAGAUCAGCAAAAUUUGAAUUAAAAAAAAGGAAAUUCGAGGCAAAUAUGAUGUUGCUAGAUCUCAGUGGCCUAAAUGCCAUGCAACAAGAAUACUUUGGCUAUAUUCAACGGAAAAUUUUUGAGGAAUGGAGGAAGGAUAGCGGGGGGACAUCUACAUCUCCUUCGACACCUUAUGAACUUCUCUAA